Paramecium sonneborni is the source of this 856-nucleotide messenger RNA. The record is from the annotation of a GenBank genome assembly. NCBI's taxonomy places the organism in Eukaryota, Ciliophora, Oligohymenophorea, Peniculida, Parameciidae.
AUGGAUUUUAACGAUUUGAUAUUUCCUAGUCCAAGAGCAAGUUAUAAUGAGAGUUUAGGUGGUUUAUAUUAUAUAGAUGAAUAAAUAUGCGGUUAAUAAACAAAAAUGAGUAAUGAACUAAAAACAUAAAAUGGUACUAUAAAAGUGAAGAUUGUUGAGGAAUAGAAACAUCAUAAAGUGAUAAAGAGAAGAAGGAUUGUUACUUUAUUAUAAUAAGAAUAGAAAUUAAAUAAAGGAUUGAUAGUAUAUUUUCAUGCAAAUGCAGAAGAUCUUGGAAUGUGUAAGUCUUUAGCAUUUCUAUUAGGAACAGAUUUGGAUGUAUUAAUUUGAUGUUUGUAAUUAGAUGGCUUCACUUUCGAUAGAAUAUCCAGGUUAUGGAAUAUAUAAAGGGAAUUGUAGUAGUGAUACAAUUAUAAAAGAUGCUUAUUAAGUGAUGGAACAUAUUCUAAAAGUAUUAAAGGUUAAAGAAGAAAAGAUAAUUAUAAUUGGUAGAUCUAUUGGAUGUAGUGUAGCUAUAGAAAUGAGUAUUAGAUAUAGAAAAAUUAAAUCUCUUAUUUUAUUAAGUGCAUUUACAUCUAUAUGUGAUGUAAUAUAAGAUAAUAGUUUUAUUUGGGUAUCCAAAUUAGUAAAGGAAAGAUUUAGAAAUUUAGAAAAGAUGCAUAAAGUAGUUUGUCCAACAUUAUUUAUACAUGGAAAAGAUGAUAGUUUGGUUAAUUAUAAACAUUCUAUUGAAUUAAUGAAAGAAUGUUAAGGAUAUGUAUAAUUACAAUUAUUGGAUGGAAUGAAUCAUAAUUAGUUCUCUGUCUAAACACAUAUCAUUUAACCAAUUUAAUAAUUUUUGAUGAAAAUAAAAUGA